Onthophagus taurus is the source of this 4929-nucleotide messenger RNA. NCBI's taxonomy places the organism in Eukaryota, Metazoa, Arthropoda, Insecta, Coleoptera, Scarabaeidae. The record is from RefSeq and is a predicted model, not a curated record.
AGGGAUUAUGAAGAUAGAUCUGUAUCCACAUGGCUACAGCAGUUAGCCAUGCAAUGCGACGUUAUCCUAUUUCACCACCGGAAGAGGAUUACGCAAACUACGGUUUCAGGACUCCAAUUCCUGGUCAAUCUUGGACACACAAAGAGGAACCCGAAAGUUCUUUAUCACGUUCGAUGCGUUACGCAGAUCCGUGGUUAUACGGGAGCGUUCGAGCUCCCGGAUUGGUGUUGGCACCAGCUUUGGUGUUGUGUUCCUGCCAAGAUUAUUUAAACGGGACGAAGAGAUCGUCGAAGAAGACCCACAGCGUUUGCAAGAAAUGCAAAGGUAAUCGGAUACCUUUAGCAACGGUUGAAUCAAAGUUUGGAACGGUGCGGUGUUAUCCCACAUCUCCAACUUUACCCACUCAAUGUGUUGUUGGAGGAACCGUGAGGGCAUCUUCGAAAUCGCGCCCAUCGAUUUUAACACCGGAUCCUUAUGAUUUAAUGAGGCGAUCGAGGAUGAGCGUAUCUGAUAGCUCAUCAAGUCAAUUUCGAGCUCGCUCAGUUUCGCCGAGUAAAACUAAACAAGAUGGGGUUAAAAACAAUUUGAGAUCAAAAUCUUCGAAUUCGGUUAAAUUUGGGACGGUUGGGAGGAAAUCGAUUUUGGAAUGCAAUGUAAAUCCUUAUGAAUUAAUGGGAUUGGAUCAAGAUUCGAGUGUUACGAUGGUGAACGGGCAAAGAAUUCGGAUUAAACCUAAUAAAGUUGUGGAGAAUAAUUACGAAGACGUGGAGGUGAAAAAAACAAUUUUGAAAACCCCGAUGACACCGAACAAAGUUGAAAACGAAAGUGAUUACCGUUUCAAAUCGAUUUUAAAAAAACCUUCAACGACUUUCAGUGACACCGAUGGCACCAGCGACCAGAUAACUUCUUCUUCUUCAUCCGCGAAAAGUGGGUCAAACUUUUACUUACCAUUACCAGUCAAGGCGACCACCUCCAACGUAAUAACCCCGAGAAAAAAGGUACAAUUUUUAGUACAAAACGAUUCCGUCAUUUACGAAAACGACGAUGAAAUUUCUUCCGAAACCGAUUCAUCCUCUUCAACGAGUAAUUUAUGUCAAUUACGGCGUUCGAAGAGCGAAAGAGUUAGCCAAGAAUUAAAGGUUAUUACACCGAUUUUUAAUGAUACCAUGGCGUUGAGGAAUAAAAUUUAUCAUCAUGGUGAUUCGCGCGAAAUUUUCUCCGGGGAUCUCGAAAAAUUAGAUGGGGUCGAUUUGGCGAAAUUAAAAGGUUUCGAUAAGAUUCGACCAAGAGGACCCCCUCCUUUACCACCACCACCACAACAUCCACCACCUGAAAUCCCUCAAAAAGAAUCACCAAAGAAUGUUAUUAAUAUUGUGUUUCAAGAAAAUGAUUUUGAUGAGAACGAGAAAAGAAAGUUAAUUGAGGAAAAUAAGAAGGUUGAGGAAUUUAAAAGGAUUGAGGAAAAUAAGAGAAAAGAAGAAAUUGAGAAGAAAAAAAUUGAGGAAUUAAAGAAACAAGAAGAAAUGUUAAAAAAAGAGUUUGAAAAGAGGAGAGUUGAAGAAAUUGAGAGAAAAAAACAAGAAGAAAUUGAGUUUCAAAGAAAACGAGAUGAAGAAGUAAUUAAGAAAGAAACCAAAACGAACGAAAUAAUUAUCAAAAAAAAUAUGGAGAACCUCGAUAAAUUAAUAAACGAAGAGAAUUUAAUAAAUAAAAAUGUUACAUCUAAAAUUGAGUUUGAAACUCCUCCAUCAGCUCCACCAAGAAAACGAAGCAACAACCACAAGAAUUUAACAAUAAUAAAUCAACCAAUUAUCGAAGAUAUCCCCAACAAAACGAUCGUGCGCAUAAACUCGAUCGAGGAAACCCCCCAAGUUCAUAAAUUAAAAAUAAAAAAUGAAUUCCAAGAGAAUUUACAAAAUUAUAAUUAUUUAUAUUCCGAUAAUAAUCAAGGAAAAACAUCGAUAAUGAUUAACGGAGAUGAUUGUUAUUGCACCGUUAAUGUUAGCGAUGAUAUCUCUCAUUAUCAAUCAUCGGUUGUUGUGAAAGAUUCCGGAAUAAUCAACAUUGAAACUCCAGAAAAACGAAGUAGUACUGUGUAUAUUUGUGGUGAUUUUAAUUCUAAAUUACCACCAACAAAAGAGAUUUUAAAAGAUGUUUCAUUAAAAGAUGUUACAUCAAAAGAUGUUUCGUUAAAAGAUGUUACAUCAAAAGAUGAUACAUCAAAAGAUGUUACAUUAAAAAAUCUUGAACCCAAAGAAAUAGGAUUACAAAUAAACCCAGAAUCUGAUAGUUUAAUGAUUGAAAAUGAGUUACCAAUGAUACAUCAAAUCUUAAACGACCCAGUUGAAGCUGUAAAAAGAAAUUUAGUUCCUCACGUUUGCGGAAAAUCGGAAAAUUCGCGUCGACCUCGCACCAAAAAAAUCAUCGAUUCAAACGAUUUGGUUGCGAAUUUCUUAAACGACUCCCUCUUGAGUUCUUCGGAACAUUUCGAAAAUAAUCACGUUUCGCAAUUGAUCGAGGAUUCAUUUACGAAGUUGCGAAAUCAUGAUGGGGGUGGGUUUGAUGAUGAUAAAGGUUCUGAGCAUAGUUCUUCUACGCAAUAUGAAAUUAUGGAUCCCGGAUCGGAUUGUUAUACUGAUAAUAGUAAUCGGAGUUCGGUUACGGAGGAGGAGCUUUGCGCGAGGUCGAAAUUUUAUGAGCUUUUGGCUGAAUCGGCGGUUGAAGUUUCUGAAGGGGAUGAUCAUCAUUAUGAGAGUAUUAAGGUUAAUUCUGAUCCGAUUUAUGAGGAGAUUGAGAUUCCUCCUCCUCUUCCGACUAAUCCACCACCGUCUACUUUGUUGGAUGAUCUCCAAUUGGAUAAAGAAUAUACUACAAGGUCAAUUUUUGAAGGAGCAUCCAAAUACGAUAUACUAAGUUAUCUAGUUGACGCCAAAGAACGCGGAAUUAUCCCCGAAGAUAGUUACACCUACAACUUUAAUAACUCCGGAAUCGUAAUCGAAGAAGAUGGAAAAGAUAACUCAGAACCUUACAACAGAGUAUCCCAACUGAGUACUGUAAGCGAUUCAAGUGAAGAAUGUUCUUUGGUUCUUCCAACCGUUGAAGAUAAAGUCCAAAGAUCCGUGGAAGUUGAAAGAAAUGAUUCUGGCGUGGGUUCCGAAACCAGUAAAAGUUCUUUAAGUAAAUACAGAACGAAACAAGAAUUAAGCGUAACAUGCGAAGAUUGUGAUAGCCCCGUUGAAAAUCAAACUGAAAAUGAACCGUUGAUUUGUAGAAAAUGUUUAAAAAAGCGUUCCGAACGCAAAGAGAUUAUAAGCGAAAUUGUUGAAACUGAAGAAAAAUAUAGUAGGGAUUUACAAAUUAUUUUAGAAGAAUUUUAUCAACCAAUGUUGGUUGCCGGGUUAUUAACUUCCGAACAGUUGUCUGCGAUCUUCUUAAAUGUCGAAGAAUUGUUAGAGAACAGCCAAGCAUUAGCCGAAAGACUUCGCGAUGCCGUCGAAAUCGCCAUCGAACAAGGCGACGAAGAUCUCCUUACGGUAAACAUCGGAAAAUUAAUUCUUGAAGCAGCUCCAAUGUUACACGCAUUCGAAACUUAUUGCGUAAGACAAGGAGCCGCCAGCUUAUUACUAGCAUCGUUAGAAAAAGAAAAAGAACUUCUCAGGAUAUUCUUGAGAGUCUCACAGAUGGAAAACACCGUGUUAAGACGAAUGAAUCUUAACUCGUUUUUAAUGGUUCCGGUUCAAAGAGUCACAAAAUACCCACUUUUACUGGCCAGAUUAUACAAGGUUACCUCGGUUCAUCACGAAACGCGGGAGCAAUUAAAGGAGGCCCAACACAAAAUCGAAUUGCACCUGAAUCAUAUGAAUUCGGAAACUAAAGAUGUACCCAGUAAAUUGUGGCGGAGAAUUAGUAAUAAUAACGGGAGGAGAAGCAGUUCCGAGAUGGAUUUGGUUAAUAUUAAGUUGAGGAAAAUUGCCGUUGACGUUUUGGAGUGGAAUCAUGAGGAAGCCAAAUUUGCGCUUGAAGGAAAAUUGUUGUUCACGCAACCGACGGAUAAUAAUUGGAGAAAGGGGAGGACUAUUAAAUUAACACCUGUUAAUGCUUUAUUGGUAACUAAUGGAAAGAUAUCGUCCAAUUCAUCAACCAGAACUGAUCCAUCCGAAGACGGUUUGAUAUUUUCACGUCAUUCAGGUGUUAGAGAGGCCGCCCUACUUCUUGUGCGGGAUAAAAAUGGUCGGUACUCUCUACUAAGAGAGCCACUUUACCUAGAUCGAUGCGUUAUUGCGGCCGACCCCGCAUGGCAAAGUUACUUUGAAGUGCAGGAACUGCUUGGGAAGGACACUUUUAUAUUUAAAGCUAAUGAUGAGGAUCAAACUAAAAUUUGGUACAGACAUUUACAAUAUUACGCCCAAGGUAUGGGAGCAUGGAGGAAAAGGCGGAAUGCUUUAGCUAAUAUAAUGAUUAAUGGAAUGGGAUUGAGAUCUUAAAAUAUGAAUUAAUUUAAUUAAAUUGGAUUUAUUUGAAUUAAUAGAGGAACCUCGCUUAAAAUUGUUUUUAAAAAUUUUAUUUUAUAUUAAUAAAGUUUCAAUAUAGGGGUGUGUAAAUAAUAUUUUUUUUAGUAUUUGUUAGCUGUGAUAUUUUUGGGUGCGGUUCAUUUUGGGUAAAUAGUUUUCUUCUAAACUCCGUAUCUGUAUGCAAAUAUUAUAAAGUAUGCACAAAUUUAUUCCAGUUAUAAGGGUAACGAUAUUAAUAUUGAUUAAUCUGCACAUUUCUUUUAAUGUUUAUCCCCUUAAUUUUUAAUAUGUAUUAGCAAUAAAUUAAUAAUUAAGAAAUAUUUAAAAAAUGUAACAGAAAACAUUUGGUUAUCAUUAAUGUUUAAGUUAAUUUUAUUGAUAUUAUUUUAAACAUUGUGUAUAAAAAUGUAAAAUUGUU